Messenger RNA from Fonticula alba, 3394 nucleotides. RefSeq lists its product as hypothetical. The transcript is spliced from 9 exons. The coding region runs from base 113 to 3187 and encodes 1024 amino acids. Gene Ontology annotation, molecular function: nuclear export signal receptor activity; small GTPase binding. The record is from RefSeq and is a predicted model, not a curated record. Gene Ontology annotation, biological process: protein import into nucleus; protein export from nucleus. Gene Ontology annotation, cellular component: cytosol; nuclear envelope. Lineage: Eukaryota; Rotosphaerida; Fonticulaceae.
CUCCCACCUACACAUUUGCCCCCCCCCGCCCCUCCGGUCCCCACACCCGGUCACGCAGUGUGCCACCUCGAAGGGAGAGCCGAGAGAAGCAGCUCCUCCUCCGAAUCGUACCAUGUCCUCGAUUCAGCGUAUUAUCAGCGCCCUGAGCGCCAUGACCGAUGUUGGCUCCGUCAAUGAUGCCGAGCUAUUCUUCAGGACGGCCGCCUCGAUUCCCGGCUACGCGCCGAUCCUCCUGUCGUUGGCCAUCGGCGACACGAUGGAUGCGUCCAUCUCCUCCAUCGAGCCGGCUGUCUCCCUCUCGGCGGCCCUGAUGCUCAAGAACUUCUUGGCCAUCGCCUGGACCUCGGCCACUAACCCCGACAGGCUGCCAUUCCCGGCCGGCGACCGCAUUGCCAUCCGCGAGCGCAUUGUCCCCGCGCUGUUCUCCUGCUCGUCGACUCCCCAGCGCAACCUGCUGCUCACUUGCCUUGCGACCAUCUCCAAUUCCCAGUACCCCUCCAAGUGGCCCGAGCUGCUGGGACUCCUGCUGUCCGAGGUGGACACCUCCAACCCGGCCAAAAUCAACACCGUGCUCCAGGCCCUGAACACUGUGCUCAAGCGCUUCAAGAGCCACAAUCGCACUGAGCGACUCGUGGCGGACCUGCUCCAGGCCUCGGCCGAGCUGAAGGACGUCCUUCCCCAAUUCGCCGAGGUGAUCGGGUCGCAUAUCACCACAGGCGCCGAUGACCAGACCCUGGCCAUCUCCUUCCAUAGCUUGUCGCUCCUGUGCGAGAUCAUCACUUCCCUCUGCUACCUGGACCUGCCGGAUGACAUCGAGGUCAACAUGCCGCGGGUGUUCGCCGUCCUGCGGGCCGUCUUGCACUUCCAUCCCCAGGGGAGGACCUACCCCGAGGAUGAGGAGGACCCUUACGCCAACCCGCCGGCUUACUUCCGGCUGUCGCUGUGUGCUCUGAUCGACCUUUUCACCAAUUCCUACCACGAGUACUUCGAGAAGGAGCUGCCCUCCUUCUUCGACAGCAUCUUCCACCUGCUGGUGGGCUUUGCCGAGAGCUCCACCUAUGAUCGGUUUGUCGCCGCCGCCAUCCGGUACACUUGUACCGUGGUUUCCAAGCCCGCCUACGCCACCACCGUGUGCACCCCCCCGGGGUUGACCCUCCUGGCCAGCAAGAUCAUCCUCCCCAGCUUGCAGCUGCGCGACAGUGACGAGGAGGUCUUCGAAGAUACCCCGAUGGAUUAUGUGCGCCACGAGCUGGAGGGCCACGACGCGGCCACCCCCCGGAGUACGGCCGGCCGGCUCAUCAACGCCCUGGCCACCCGGUACCGGGAGUCCUUCACGCAAAUUUGCAUCGGCCUCGCCCGGGACCAGCUCACCAGCCAGCCCCUGGGCCCCGACAGUUGGCGCGCCAUGGAGGCCGCCCUGACCCUGGUGCACAGCGUCGCCUCGGCCGGCGGUGUCACCCUGCGUGAUGGCGUGGUGGCCACCAAUGAGUUCCUCAGUCCGGACGAUGCGUUUGCCAUCUUCGAGACCCCGCUCACCAGUCCGGACUUCGCGCACUUCCCCUUCCUGGUUGCUCGGUCGCUGUACUUCCUGGUGAUGUUCCGCAAUCACCUCAGCACCGAGAUCGUGCUCAAGACCAUGCCCUACCUGGUGGGGCUGCUGGCCUCGCCGAACCAGGUUCUCCACACCUUCGCCGCGGUGGCCGUCGGCCAGUACUUCGCUCGGCAUCGGGUGACCCUGGCCCACUCGGUGGCGCUGGAGCUGCUGGAGCCCCUGUUCGCCGGGAUGUUCAGCAUUUUCAUGCGCAAUGGCACGGCCCCGCUCCGGGUGUCGGAGAACAAUUAUGCCAUGCUGGCCGUCGUUCGGACGCUGCUCUUCUACCGGCCGGUGCUGGUGGCCGCGCCGCGUAUCUUCGUCUCGGCCUAUGUGGAGCUCCUCGGGGUGCUGUCCAUCAUCUGCACCAAUCCCAGCAAUCCGCGCCUGUCGCAUUGCCUCUUCGAGGCCAUCGGUGCCCUGAGCCGGCCGCUUCCGACCCACUCGCCCGCCCUGCCGGGGUUCCUGGCCUCCACCGGGCAGACGCCGGCCGAGCUGCCGGCCCGGGUGCUGGAGCUGCAUGCCGGCUUUGAGCGGGCCCUCCUGCCGGUCAUGGGGGAGAUUCUCAAGGCCGGUGUGGCCGAGUUCAUCCCGUACUCCUUCCAGAUCAUUGCCCUGAUGCUGGAGUCCAAUCCGUCGGUGCUCCAAGCCGCCGGGGCUGCCCCGGGGGCCGCGCCAUCGCUCAAUCAGUUCUACCUGGACAUCCUGCCGUCGCUCUUUGUGCCGGUUCUCUGGGAGGUGUCGGCCAACAUUUCGGCCAUCGCGCGGCUUUUCUGCGCAUACCUGCGCUGCGUGCCGGAGGAGUUCGUUUCGCGCAAUCUCCUUCCUCCCCUGAUGGACAUUCUCAAGCGCAUGAUCGGCACCCGGGCCUUUGAGCGUGACGCCUGCCAGCUGGCCGAGUCGCUGUUGGUGUACCUGCCUGCUCCGGCAUUCACGCAAUUCGCGCCGACCGUGCUCCUCAUCCUGCUGGAGCGCAUCCAGUCCAACAAGACCCCGGUUUUCGUGCGCCUCUUUGGCGGGGUGGUUUCGCGUUUCAUCGUGGCCAAGCCCGACUCCUUCCAGGUCAUUGUGUCGGCCUUCAAUACGAUCCAGCCCAACCUCUUCUACAUGGUCCUCAACUCGGUCCUCCUUGCUGAGGAGGCCAGCGCCGGGCUGCCCAUCGAUCGGAAGGUGGCUGCCGUGGCCCUUGCCUACCUGAUCGCCCGGAGCCCGCUCUUUUUCGAGCCCACCUACGCCGAGCGCCUGCCCCACACGGUGCAGGCCAUCUUCACGCUGGGCGACCGGCCUGCCACCACGACCGACGACUAUUCCGCCUCGCAGGACUUCGAGUCUGCCUUCCUCAACUCCACGGUCGCCAGCGGCGAGGGGACGACCGGCUCCUUCAGCGCGCUGUCCACCGUGACCCCCACCAAGGAGGACCCCCUGCCCAAGGUCCAAGACGUGCAGAGCCUCCUGGUGGGCGAGCUGACCGACGCCUGCCAAAAGAACCCUCAGUAUCGCCAGCUGUUGCAGGGGCUCUCUACGGUGUCCCCGAACAUGGUUCCGGAUGCCGGGAAGAUUGCCUCCCUCGCUGGUCUCGUCCUCUCGCGUGUCUGAUCGGGACACUGCCCCGGUCUUUCUCCCUCCCCCGCCCCUCUCUUCCCUGACCUUGUCCCCCAUUUAUAUUCUCAUAUAUUAUACAUAUAUCGAUCACAUCCCUAGACUCCCCGUGGGAUUGCCACCAGGCCCCGCUGUUUGUGUAUUUGGCUCGCGCACGGUGGUGUCCUUCGGCUUCUCCAGUGGAAAUAUACCUUUUUCUCCCGC